Topomyia yanbarensis is the source of this 4414-nucleotide messenger RNA. RefSeq names its product trifunctional purine biosynthetic protein adenosine-3 (gene Gart). Gene Ontology annotation, biological process: adenine biosynthetic process; 'de novo' IMP biosynthetic process. Gene Ontology annotation, cellular component: cytosol. Gene Ontology annotation, molecular function: metal ion binding; phosphoribosylamine-glycine ligase activity; ATP binding. The transcript has 7 exons. Lineage: Eukaryota; Metazoa; Arthropoda; Insecta; Diptera; Culicidae. The coding region runs from base 235 to 4353 and encodes 1372 amino acids. The record is from RefSeq and is a predicted model, not a curated record.
UCACUUUAAUCGUUUAGACAGUGCGCACAUGUUUGGAACCUUUAAACUGAUCAGCUCAUUCGCCGGUGUCAGAGCCAGCUCAAUGAUCAACUUAUGAUCGAGCUGAGUAGUGUUAAUCGAGUGACAAUCGUUCUAGUGCACUGAGUUUUUGUGAUUUAGUUAUUUUUAAUCAACAUCCUGUAAAGUGCCAUAGAUUGCAAGUUUCGCGCGCUGAGCAACAGAAACAAGUGAAACAUGAGUCUUGCCUGGAAGAAUGUUCUUGUUAUUGGAGGUGGUGGCCGUGAACAUGCCAUAUGCUGGAAGCUCGCCCAGAGUGCCAAACUGGCCAAUGUAUAUGCGCUUCCCGGUAGUCCUGGGAUCGAGCAACUAGACAAAGUUACCCUGGUUGGUGAUGUCAGCGUGAAAGAUUUCGAAGCCAUUAUAUCUUGGUGUAAAAACAACUCAAUACAUCUGGUAGCAGUGGGACCAGAAGACCCGCUCGCUCAAGGACUAGCCGAUAAGCUGCGGGCUGCUGGGAUCAAGUGUUUUGGUCCCGGACAGAAAGGUGCUCGGAUCGAAGCGGAUAAAAACUGGUCCAAGGAUUUCAUGCAUCGACAUGGAAUUCCGACCGCUCGUUAUUCAUCCUUUACUAAGGCAGACGACGCAAAGGCAUUCAUUCGAAGCGCCUCCUACGAAGCGCUGGUAGUGAAAGCCAGUGGUUUAGCCGCCGGAAAGGGUGUAAUUGUUGCUGACAACCAGGACCAGGCAUGUGCUGCGGUUGACGAAAUCUUAGGCGAACGAAAGUUCGGCUCUGCCGGUGACACGGUAGUAGUGGAGGAGAAACUUUCAGGCGAAGAAAUUUCCGUUUUGGCUUUCGUUGAUUCCAAGACCGUGCGUGUAAUGCUGCCCUCCCAGGAUCAUAAGCGGCUGCGGAAUGAUGAUCGUGGCCCGAACACCGGCGGAAUGGGUGCAUACUGUCCCUGCCCGAUUAUUAAGACACAUGAACUAGAAAUCGUUACUCGGGAAGUUUUACAGCGAGCGGUCGAUGGGCUGCGCAAGGAAGGCAUCCAAUACAACGGAGUGCUGUAUGCUGGAAUGAUGCUUACCCCCAACGGACCGAAAACGUUGGAAUUCAACUGCCGUUUCGGUGAUCCAGAAACUCAGGUCAUUUUACCCUUACUUGAAAGUGAUCUUUUUGAAGUGAUGGAAGCUACAUGCGAUGAUCAUUUGGAAGGAGUGAAGCUUAACUGGCGCGAAGGAGUUAGUGCUGUUGGAGUUGUCAUGGCUAGUAAGGGCUAUCCAGAUACUUCAACCAAGGGAUGCAUAAUUAAGGGCCUCGAUGCGGUCGCCAAACGACCAGACCACCUGGUAUUUCACAGUGGAGUAGGAAGAAAUGCCGACGGUGAUUUCGUAACGAACGGGGGUCGAGUGCUGAUCAACGUGGUCUUACAGACAAAUCUACAAACAGCCGCUGCUUUGGCCACAGCAGCCUGCUCCGAUGUACAGUUUGCUGGAUCACAACAUCGAACCGACAUCGCUCAGAAGGCAUUUAAACACGUGAGUCUGUCCUACAAGGCUAGCGGAGUGGAUAUAGAUGCUGGGGAUGCACUGGUGCAGCGAAUCAAACCACUGGCUAGAGGAACCAAACGAUCUGGUGUACUGGGUGGUCUGGGCGGUUUUGGAGGACUUUUUCGCUUAAACGAGGUAACCUAUGAGAACAGUUGGGGAAAGCGUGUCCACUAUCAGGAUCCCGUACUGGUGCAGGGAACGGACGGUGUCGGAACUAAGCUCAAAAUUGCCGAAGCAAUGAACCUCUGGGACACCAUUGGAAUUGAUCUGGUGGCAAUGUGUGUCAACGAUGUCCUCUGCGAAGGAGCAGAACCUUUGGCAUUCCUGGACUAUAUUGCCUGUGGUAAACUGGAUGUCCCGACUGCGUCCCUGAUAGUCAAGGGUAUUUCGGAAGGUUGUAGAGAAUCGAAAUGUGCUUUGUUGGGCGGAGAAACGGCAGAGAUGCCCUCGAUGUAUGCAGCAGGCAAGUAUGAUUUGGCUGGAUACUGUGUGGGAGUCGUAGAGCACGAAGCUUUGCUGCCCAAAAUUCCGGAUAUACGGGAGAGUGAUCUGGUGAUCGGGAUACCAUCUAGUGGUGUGCAUAGCAAUGGUUUUAGUUUAGUUAACAAAAUAUUGGAAUCAAAUGGAUUGAAACUAACGGAUAUGGCACCGUUCAGCAACAACGGAUGCACGUUUGGACAAGAAUUAUUGACACCAACAAGGAUUUAUGUUGAAGCUGUCCUACCCGUCCUGCGAAAGGGUAACGUGAAAGCUUUAGCCCACAUAACCGGAGGUGGACUAUCAGAAAAUAUUCCUAGAGUUCUUCCUAGCGGUCUCGGCGUCGAACUCAAUGCAAGCAAUUUUGAAAUUUUGCCAGUGUUUGGAUGGUUGGCGGCAUACGGUAAUGUCCCUGACUUGGAAAUGAUGAGAACCUUCAACUGCGGCAUUGGUAUGGUGCUAUUGGUACCAGCCGAUGAUAAAACUUGGGAAGCCUUAAAACCCUCCGGAGGUGUCAAACUAGGCCAUGUUGUACGUCGUGCAUCUGUGACAUCUCCCCAAGUAAUAAUUAAAAGCUUCAAUCAGGCUAUUGCCAAAGCAUCGGAACCGUAUAGAACGGAAAGCCCAAAGUGUUCCAUUUCUUAUAAAGAAAGUGGGGUGGAUAUUACUGCCGGGGAAGAUUUGGUAAGGGAAAUCAUACCAAUGGCUAAAUCAACUGGCAGAAGUGGAUGUCUCAGAGGUUUGGGCAGUUUUGGUGGUCUGUUCCGACUGAAAGAUGCAGGCAGGUUUAAAGAUCCUGUACUAGUCAUGGGCACUGACGGUGUCGGAACAAAACUGAAAAUAGCUCAGAAAAUAAAUGCUCAUGGGACGAUCGGUAUUGAUCUGGUGGCUAUGUGCGUCAAUGAUAUCCUAUGUAAUGGCGCUGAUCCUUUGAGCUUUUUGGAUUACUAUGCUUGCGGUAAACUGGAUGUUAAAGUUGCGGCGGAAGUCAUCUCCGGAAUUGCAAAAGGGUGUACACAGAGUAACAGCGGUUUGCUUGGCGGUGAAACAGCCGAAAUGCCUGGAAUGUACGCAGAUGGAAGUUAUGAUUUAGCUGGAUUUGCACUUGGUGUUGUAGACUAUGAUCAGAUGCUGCCCAGAACCAAGGAAGUGACGGAAGACGAUCUAGUAAUCGGAAUCCCGUCGUCUGGUGUUCAUAGCAACGGGUAUAGCUUAGUUCACAAAAUCUUGGAAUAUGCCGGGGUCACAUACAAUGACGUAGCCCCGUUUAGCGCCACGGGAAAAUCCUUCGGAGAAGAGCUUCUCACGCCGACUAGAAUAUACGUGAAGGAGAUUCUACCGUUGCUAAGACAUAAUGUAGUAAAAGCAUUGGCGCACAUUACCGGUGGGGGUCUCUCCGAAAAUAUCCCAAGAAUUCUUCCGCCGUAUACCGGGGUAGAAAUCGAUUCGAGAAACUUCCACAUAUUACCAAUUUUUGGUUGGCUAUCUAAAGCUGGAAACGUUUCUGAAAGAGAAAUGUUAAGGACAUUCAAUUGCGGUGUAGGCUUAACACUCAUUGUUGCCCAGGAAAAUAUUCAAUUUGUACUAGAAAACCUGCAAGGUACUGGAGCAACAGUAAUUGGUAGGGUAGUUUCCGGUACUCCUACCGAGGAAAAAGUCAAAGUAAUAAAUUUUUCGCAAUCGUUGAGAGAAUCUCAGAUCACCUGUUGUUUGCCGAAGAAACGCAUCGCCGUGCUGAUCUCAGGCUCUGGAAGUAAUCUGCAAGCAUUGAUCGAUGCUACUAGGAGUACCGCGUUCGGAAUUCGAGGAGAAAUUGUGCUAGUUAUUUCCAACAAAAGUGGAGUCUUUGGAUUGGAGCGAGCUGCGAAGGCUGGCAUUGAUUCGAAAGUGAUCCUUCAUAGAAAAUUUCCUACCAGAGAGCAAUUCGAUGCCGUUAUGUCGGAAGAACUUGAAAGGCACAAUGUCGAUCUGGUUUGCCUUGCCGGUUUUAUGAGAAUCCUGUCGGAAGGAUUUGUCAGAAAGUGGAAAGGACGUCUUAUCAAUAUUCACCCGGCAUUACUACCAAAGCACAAAGGUAUCCAUGCGCAACGACAGGCAUUGGAAGCAGGAGAUACCGAAUCUGGCUGUACGGUGCAUUACGUGGACGAGGGAGUGGAUACUGGUGCCAGCAUUCUGCAGGAAAGAGUACCCAUUCUGAAGAACGAUACAGAAGAGACACUCACGGAAAGAAUUCACCGGGCCGAGCAUGUUGCGUUCCCGAAAGCUUUGCGGCUCGUUGCUAAUGAUUUGGUCAGUCUAGGGACGGACGGUAAAACGAAAUGGCAUUGAGGUAGUUUGACGAUAUAAAAAUAUGAUAUACAGUGUAAUAAAAUUAUAGUUAUGACAAAAA